Phodopus roborovskii (desert hamster) is the source of this 1897-nucleotide messenger RNA. RefSeq names its product xyloside xylosyltransferase 1 (gene Xxylt1). Bases 77 to 1255 code for a protein of 392 amino acids. Lineage: Eukaryota; Metazoa; Chordata; Mammalia; Rodentia; Cricetidae. The record is from RefSeq and is a predicted model, not a curated record. The transcript has 4 exons. Gene Ontology annotation, molecular function: UDP-xylosyltransferase activity.
GCGGCCGGCUGCCGGGCUGGGGGCCCUGGAUCGCUGCUGAGAGUGGGCCCGGUUGCUGGGCCGCCGGCUCCAGCGUAUGGGCCUCCUCCGAGGGGGCGCCGCGUGCGCUCGGGCCAUGGCGCGCCUGGGCGCGGUGCGCUCACACUACUGCGCGCUGCUGCUGGCCGCGGCGCUGGCGGUGUGCGCCUUCUACUACCUGGGUUCGGGCCGCGAGACCUUCUCCAGCGCCACCAAGAGGCUGAAGGAGGCCCGCGCUGGGGCCGCUGCGCCUACGCCGCCCGCGCUAGAGCUGGCCCGGGGCUCCGCGGCGCCGGCCUCGGGCGCCAAGGCCAAGAGCCUGGAGGGCGGCGCGGCGGUGCCGGUGGACUACCACCUGCUGAUGAUGUUCACCAAGGCGGAGCACAACGCGGCGCUGCAGGCCAAGGCCCGAGUGGCGCUGCGCUCGCUGCUGCGCCUCGCCAAGUUCGAGGCGCACGAGGUGCUUAACCUCCACUUCGUGAGCGAGGAGGCCAGCCGCGAGGUGGCCAAGGCCCUGCUGCGGGAGCUCCUGCCCCCCGCCGCCGGCUUCAAGUGCAAGGUCAUCUUCCAUGAUGUUGCUGUGCUGACAGACAAGCUCUUCCCCGUCGUGGAGGCCAUGCAGAAGCACUUCAGUGCUGGCUCGGGGACCUACUACAGCGACUCCAUCUUCUUCCUCUCAGUCGCCAUGCACCAGAUCAUGCCCAAAGAUAUCCUUCGGAUCAUUCAGCUGGACCUUGACCUGAAGUAUAAGACCAACAUCCGAGAGCUGUUUGAGGAGUUUGACAACUUCCUGCCAGGUGCUGUUAUCGGCAUAGCCAGAGAGAUGCAGCCUGUGUACAGGCAUACAUUCUGGCAGUUCCGUCAUGAGAACCCCAAGACCAGAGUUGGGGACCCUCCGCCUGAGGGACUCCCUGGCUUCAACAGUGGGGUAAUGCUGCUGAACCUGGAGGCCAUGCGCCAGUCUCCACUCUACAGCCAUCUGCUGGAGCCUGCACGGGUGCAGCAGCUUGCAGACAAGUACCACUUCCGGGGCCAUCUUGGGGACCAGGACUUCUUCACCAUGAUCGGCAUGGAGCACCCUGAGCUCUUCCAUGUGCUGGACUGCACCUGGAACCGGCAGCUGUGCACCUGGUGGAGGGACCAUGGCUACAGCGAUGUCUUCCAGGCAUACUUUAACUGUGAGGGCCACGUCAAGAUCUACCACGGGAACUGUAACACCCCUAUCCCAGAGGACUAGGCACCAGCUCACCCACUAUGCCCACGGGGCUCCCCGGGUGUGGGGAAGAAAGAGUGUGACUCUGCAAGGAUGCCCUUGGGAUCCAGGUGCUGCAGGUUCCCCACUGGCUAGUCCCUGCCCAGUGGCCAUCCAUCCAAAGAAGCCUGGCUGAGCACUGCUGAAGCUGUUUCCCUUCAGGGCAUCUUAAAGGAUGGACACGAAUGUCUUCCAGGAGGUAGUGGAACAUACAGAAGAACAAGAUUCCCUUGACCACAUGGAGUCCAAAUCGUCUUAAAGAACUGGCUUUUGCUAGACCAAAUAAGUGUUGAACUUAGAUAGGCGGCUCCUUUUUGUGAGAAGGGACAAGUGGUGCUGCUGUAGCUCCCAGUGAGCACUGAGCGAAUGAGUCAGGGUUUUAACAAGUAGCCCAGAGUUUCAGCCUCCGCAGGAAUGCCACAGUCCCACAUCCUUUCCUGGAAGGAAGCUUUUACCUCCUUUCCAGAUGUUCUUGUUGCUUGGUGCAGGCUUCAAGGGCAGCAGCAUCUCUUUAGGUAAGGCCAGCUAGGGAGCAUAUAAUAAUCCCCUUAUCGAAGCACUCACAGCUCUUGUCUCCCCAGUAUAUCCAGGGACCCAUUUUCCCUGGUCUAUUCACCUCCUCCCAGU